Messenger RNA from Pleuronectes platessa (European plaice), 703 nucleotides. It is a transcript of the gene ptn, whose product is annotated as pleiotrophin. Lineage: Eukaryota; Metazoa; Chordata; Actinopteri; Pleuronectiformes; Pleuronectidae. The transcript has 4 exons. Bases 191 to 703 code for a protein of 170 amino acids. The record is from RefSeq and is a predicted model, not a curated record. Gene Ontology annotation, molecular function: growth factor activity.
ACACACACACACACACACACACAGGCACACACCCACAAACUACACAGCUAUCGUAUGCUCAGCCCACAAAGAGAAAUAGCAUUGAAGAGGCAGGGCAGCGGGGCAGAGGUGCAGAUGAAAAGAGUCUAGAGAAACUACUUCUUCAAGCUCUGAUAUAUAUACACACAACUACCAGACCUCCAAACUCAAAAUGAAUGGACAGAAGCAGUGGACGCGGGUGGCGGUGAUGGCUCUCCUGGUGCUGACGGUGAUGGCCGCCGAAGGAGGCAAAGCAGAGAAACAAGGGAAGAAGGAGCGCAAGUCGGACUGUGGCGAGUGGCAGUGGAGUGUGUGCGUGGCCAACGAGGGGGACUGCGGACUCGGCACCAGGGAGGGAACCCGCACCGGCACCGACUGCAAGCAGACCAUCAAGACCCAGCGCUGCAAGAUCCCCUGCAACUGGAAGAAGAAGUUCGGAGGGGAAUGCAAGUACGACUUCCAGGCGUGGGGGGAGUGCGACCUGGCGACGGGCAAGAAGAACCGGACGGGCGUGCUGAAGAGGGCGCUGAUGGACGCCACCUGCGCCACCACCGUCACGGCCUCCAAGCCCUGUGGGAAGAUCCCCAAGACCAAGCUGCAAGGUGAGCAGGGGGGGGGGGGUGAGGGAUCACUGGGUAGAGACACGUUGAGUCCAUCAGCGGCAGCAGGGUUCGAGUCCCGCUGA